Scylla paramamosain (green mud crab) is the source of this 6151-nucleotide messenger RNA. RefSeq lists its product as uncharacterized. The transcript has 6 exons. NCBI's taxonomy places the organism in Eukaryota, Metazoa, Arthropoda, Malacostraca, Decapoda, Portunidae. The record is from RefSeq and is a predicted model, not a curated record. Bases 765 to 2072 code for a protein of 435 amino acids.
GUGAAGUAAAGCAGUGAGUGAGGACGUGUGCGACUCCUCUCGUCCCCCACGCCACCCCCGCACGCCAGCCUCCCUGCCACGCCCCCUUCCUCCCUUGCUCCUGUCUCACACCCUCGGCGUCUUCCUCAGCGCUGUCCAUGCCCCGCGGAGCCUCGUGAGCUCCACCAAGGGCGCUCCUCCCGCCUCCUCCACGCCGCCACUCCUGCAAGACAAGCAACACAGGGCCGCCCCGCCCCGCCCUGACGCACGCUGGUGCCGGCGUGACCACCUGACGACACCUGGCGGGCGGCGCACCUCACUGCCGCGCCGGGAAACCCAAGCGGCGCCACACUCCCGGACUGACGCAGCACACAUGGAGGAGGCGGAGGCGCAGCAGCAGCACAAGCACGGGGCUCUCGUGACUCAGUGAUGCCGAGGCUCAGCGUGGCGUGACUUCACUUCGUCUCAGCAUCUGUCUGUGACCUCUGAGUGUGAUUUGCGGCGACUUUCCGUGCCUGACCUCAGCCGGCCGCUUCUUCACCAAUGACUUUCAGAAGCGACUUUCUUCUUUUGUGACAUUCAACGCGUUCUUCAUCUUUGAUCCUCCUUGCCUCCCUCGUGCAUCAAACAUUCACGCCCCCUCCGUAUACGACCUUCACCGCUUUCUUCGCAAGUGAGCCCGUGGCCUGGUAAUGCCGCGCUCCUGCCGCUGUGUGUCUGUGUUCUAGUGUGACUUGUGGCAGAGCGCGAGGCUUGGCCCCCGCGUGGCCUGAAGGCGGGUCACCAUGUGCGAGGUGGAGGGCUGCUGCUGCCUCACGCUGCGGCAGGGCUGUGUGCUCAUCGGCGGCAUCACCAUCAUGGUGAGCCUGGUGCAGACCCUCAUCUUCUCGUGGGUCCUCGUCGAGACCUACCACUCCAGCCAGUCCGCCGCCGUGGCCUCCUCCUCAGCAGAUAACAAUUCAGAGUCCUCCUCCUUCUCCUACUCCUUCCCCUCGCUCUCAUGUCCCCCUGGCUUCUUCCUCCUUAAAACCACCUCCUCCUCCUCCUCUUCCUCUUCCUCCUCCUCAUCGUCGUCAUCCUCGUCCUCUUCAUCCUCCUCCUCUUCGUCGUCGUUACCGUCAUCCUCGUCCACUUCCACGUCGCCUUCGUCAGAGUCGUCGCUUGUUGAGGUGAUGGAGACGACUACAGCCAGUAACGACACAGACGCCGCGGGUUCGCCUCUUACGCUGCAGCUACGACCUCAGAGCGACGAGGACCACGACCCGCCGCAGUCCUCCUCGCCGCCCUCGCCUCCUUCACCGUCCGUUACCUCGGCUACGAAGGUCACGGAGGCUCUGGGAAGCGACGCCACGCCCUUGCUGGCCUCCUCGUCGUCCCCGGAUGGCAACGACUCCGUGUGGUCGUCGCCGGCGCCGCCCAUCGAGGAGCACAACACUACCAAGUCGUCCCCGUCAGAGGUGGACGACACUAAAACCCCUCCAAGGAUUAACUGCGGCGCCCCAGCUCCUUCUCCUGCUCCUCAUCCUCCUCCUCCUCCUCCCGCAGGCCAGGGCGUGCUGUGGUCCCUGGUGGUGGCCUCGGCUCUCUACUCCCUGGUGGGAGGCCUGCUGGUGGUGGCGGUGCUCAACUACGUGUCGUGGCAGCUGUCCAUCUGGUUCUUCUACACUGUGGGGUAUGACCUGUUCAUGCUCAUCGUGGCUCUGACGGACGGCGUGUACACCAGCUUCUCCGACAUCUCCAGCUACGUAGUGUGUCUCAUCACCACCUACUGCGUCAUCGUGGUCGACUCCUACUACGAGAAGCUGCUGCACGAUGAACGAGUAGAUAAAGCCAGCGGUGGGGGACGGCGCCGUUCCAGCCUCGUCAUCGUGAGGUCCUCGCCAGACUCGCCCACCUCCCAGCACGACUACAUCCCACCCACUUCCUACACCCUCAACACCCACAACACCCUCGCGCCCCCGCCCGUCAGCCUGGCGCCCCCACAGCCCUCCACGGCCGUCCGCUACCACGCCCUGGCCGGCUCGCCCUCCAAGGAGCCGCCCUCGCACAAGCAUCACCGCCACCGCCACCACGCCUAUGAAAACAACAUAUAGAGACUUCCACAGCGGCCUGCAGGAAAACCCUUAGCGUGAAGGACUUAGGAGCGGACGGUAUCCUGCGUGUAAGUGCCGAGAGGCAAGCCAGUGCGUGCGUGCGUGCGAGGUCGAGGCCAAGGCGUGUUACUGGAAUGACCCGCCGGGUAUAAACUUUUGCCUCUUGGGACGGGGAAGAACUAACUCGUGUACAAGCCAGACAAGACGCACGGCUGAACUCACACGUCCUUUGCUCUCCUACAUCUAACUCUACGCCUCCCAUAUCCAUCCCUCUUUCCCUUGCCGCCCUCUCCCAUCCUCCAUGAUCCCGUGCAGCGAAAGGCGUGGCUGAGUUCUGAAAAAAAGAUCACUUAUCUCUCACAGCUCUCCCCGCCCCCCCCCUUUUUUUUUUUUUACCUCAUCGCCAUCCAUGCGCGCCAUUGCCACAAGACGAGGUUCCUCACAGCUACAUAAGUGAAGAAUGUAGCGGUGUUCUUGUGUCUGAGUGACGUCAAUGCUUCUCGUACCACCGCGGGACUGACACCCCCCAGGCAAACCCGAGUGAGUCAUCGCGGAGUCUUCCAGCUAGACCGGCACGUCGCUCAGUGAUGCUCAAGUACUAAAAAUAAAACGGAGAGUGAAAGAUUCAGACCAAGACCUACUCGUACACGUCACGGCAAAGGACGCUUAGAGAUGGGUCUCCUACUUAGGAUGACUGACCCGAGCCGACGAACUGAACUGACGGGUGGGAUGAAGACGUGGCGGUAAACAAGUCAAAAAGUCUCUAUCUAUUAAACUGUGCUCAAAAACAUUUUUUUCAACGAAUGUAUGGUAUUGAAAGAUACGGAAUCUUUGAAACCAUGCUGAUUUUCUUCUCAAUAUCCAACAGUAAAGGGAUUCUGUCGACUAUUCUGCUGUCUGGCAAAGCUUUCGGACUCAUUCCUCAACGGCACUCACCAGCCUUAGCGGAGCAGCUGGCGUUCCUUUGCUCAGCCUGGAAACCACUGACGCACCGAGUAAUGAUGGUUCUUGGGAUGACUUCCAUACGUCACACAGGCGCGCUCACUCGCCUCUGUGUCGCUUCAGUGUUUUGCUCAUGCGGAACGUACCAAGUGUGCUAAUUAGGUUAGGGAUCACGCGGGCGGCUGGAUUACUCGUGUUCUAGCGAGUCGUCCCCACAAGACGGAGAAGCCGCGCCGCGCUAAGUCACUGUCGUGUUUGUUGUUGUGUAGCGACGUCGUUUGGCCGUGUAUAAGUCACGGCGACGUAACAGUGGUGUCAUAGCGUCCCAGCGUGCACAUCCUUCCAGCACAGCAGCUUUGCGUGUACAACUAGGCCAGCGGAGGGUAGAGGAGGCCGCCCUAUGUGCUGUUUGCCGCAGCACUCGUUCGUAACCCAUGACGCUGGGGAGCUGUGCCACGCCACGCCAGGACGGCUGCCACGCGCCAUCCCCAGCGUGUAUCCUUUGUAAUACGCCGGGGAGAGACUCGUGGCGUGACAUUUGUAACAGGAACUACAUGUAAGAUUAAUGGCUCGUCGUCGGCAUGGGUAUCAUAAAACUUGUAUACUAACGGCUCGUGUCGGCGAUGCUGUGACCUUAAAACCAACCCGUCGUGUGGGGAUUUGUAACUGUUCGUGACGCCACUCCACCCCUCUGUAGUUGUAACAUUUAUAACGCUACGGCAGUGUACGUAUUGCAGCAUUUGUAACACGGCAGCCACAGAGACACUUGACAUUUGUAACACACCAGCGGAGAUUUGUGACAUUUGCGUGGAGGCGAAAGGGACAGACGGCACGCAACAGGUGGGGUUCGUGAGGCCAUGAGGUACCCGGGCCCGCCGUGCUCAUGGUGACGUGAAAAUCAAAACAAAAGACAAGCGGCGGUAAUCGGAGGAGAGAGCCGGAGGGAUUUGCUUCUUCUCACCUUCUGAGCAUUACUGUAGCGAAUAAUGAAGGGCAGCACCGCAGAUUGAUAGCUACAAGAGCCUCCCCCUUUCAGGCUACUCUUAGGAGUCUACAUAAUGGAUUUCACUGCUAGAUGAUCUUUAUAUACCGGAUUUCACGGCUAGACUGUCCUACAUAUAACGGAUUUCACUGCUAAUUGAUCCCAAUAUAACGGAUUUCACAGCUAGUGCCAAUAUAUAUAAUGGAUGUCACUGCUAGAGUGUCCCUGUACACCGGACAUCACUGCUAAAUAGUCAAUAUAAAGCAAGCAAGCGGUAGCACAAGACCUUCGUGAUAUACUUGAUUUCACUGCUACAUAGCCCCUGUAACCCAAGAGUUCACGGCUCAAGAUCUACAUAUAAACUACAGGCACUGGAUUUCACUGCUAAAAAGGACUCUUAUAUACCAGAGAUUACUGAUGCGUUGAUUCAAUAUAAGGGACUCGUCUGCAGUGUUGCCAGAAGUGUGAGUAAGCCAGCUCUGCCCUCCCGCCCUCCUGCCUCCUCAUGACCACCGCGCCAAGAGCUGACACAUUUGAGUUCAGUUCAUUCAACAUUACGUUCGUUCAGUCGCGGUCACAAGUCUAAUAACACUCGCUUUCACUGUGCUUUAUGUUUUCCUUCAAUAUGAAGCCCUCCAGUCUGCCCUGUGAUUGAACAAGGGUAAUAUAAAUAGUAAAAUCUUCAAGGUUAGUCAUCAAGAUACGGCUUGAUAAUGUUAAAAUCUAAUAAUGGGUUAAAUUGCUUCUAGAAUAGUUACAUGAAUGGAAAAGACUCGGUGAUCAGUUUGUUAGUGUAAGGUGGGGAGCUUUAAAAGGCUGACAAAUCUACGGAGAAGUGGACUAAAGUAGAUAUUAGAUAUGUUUUAUACAGAGACUUCCACUUGAAGACCUAAUGGCUCAUUGCACUUUCUCUUAUACUCGCAUGUUCUUAAAACCUGACAAUAGUUUCACAGACUGAACAACUUCGGUUUUAUAAAGUAACCCAAAUCUACUAAUCUUGAGACAGUAACUAUUUAUCUCAGGGCAAAAAUAUGACGCUUUUUAAAUCGUGACCAUGAAAGGGUUAGACAUGAAAUUGAUGUACUAAAUUCAUCUAAACCUAACCUAACUUAAUCUAACCUAGUCCUUAGAUAGUAACACUAAUGUUACUUCAUUAUUAUUCGAGAACUUCAGAUUGAGGGAAGGUUCUGAACACAGCAGAGGAGCGUGCUGUGUUACUCGACCACUGACCAAGAUUGCACCAUGCAUUCCUUGGAUAUGGCCAAAACUAGAUAUUCGUACAUGUUAUACUUUUUCAGCUACAUAUAAAUACCAACUCAAAUCCUUGUAAUCAUCAUACUUUAAGGACAGAAAAAAAAGUCAAAUACAUUCAGAUACAUUCCAAUCCUUUCCUUUCUUCGUGUGAGGUACAAACAACAAUAUAAUCAAACACAAGAACGCGUAACUUCAUCUGAAAGUGAGACGAAUGAAACGGAAUCAAAUUACCUUUUUUUAGAAUCGUACAUAACCGAUCGAAACCUCAAUACCUAUUAUUACUAUACACUUACGUACGUACAUAUAUCAAUACAUUUCCUCUUCGUAUAUACAGUAUAUUAUAAAGGAUAUAUAAGAAAAAAAAAAAAGCUGUUAAAACCAUUAUUCUAUUUGGAACUUAAGGACAUAUAACACUUCUUGAUUUUCUCUGUCCAUCUCUCGUUUCACCAAGAUCCUUGAGUACCUUAUGAACUGAGAGACGCGAGCACGAGGAGGCUUCUGAGUGUCUGGGCUAGAUAGUGAGUGACACUGUGUGUAGAGUGACACUGUAUGUAGAUGGUUGUGUAAGCAGCUUUCCCUUCCUCUCUCUCUCUCUCUCUCUCUCUCUCUCUCUCUCUCUCUCUCUCUCUCUCUCUCUCUCUCUCUCUCUCUAAGUGAUAGGCUGAUAGGCUGUGGGUGACGUAGGUUUCGGUGUUAUGUGAAGGGCUGUGUGUAGUUUUUAGGGAGUCUCUCUGUCUGUCUGGCUGUCUGUCUGUAUGUUCUGUAAUGAUUCUCUCUCUCUCUCUCUCUCUCUCUCUCUCUCUCUCUCUCUCUCUCUCUCUCUCUCUCUCUCUCUCUCUCUCUCUCUCUCUCUUUCUCACUCGUCUCCUCCCUUUGAUAUACUAAUAAAAUGGUUCUGGUU